Messenger RNA from Perognathus longimembris pacificus (Pacific pocket mouse), 7625 nucleotides. RefSeq names its product FA complementation group C (gene Fancc). The transcript is spliced from 15 exons. Gene Ontology annotation, cellular component: Fanconi anaemia nuclear complex. The record is from RefSeq and is a predicted model, not a curated record. Lineage: Eukaryota; Metazoa; Chordata; Mammalia; Rodentia; Heteromyidae. Gene Ontology annotation, biological process: interstrand cross-link repair; cellular response to oxidative stress; nucleotide-excision repair. The coding region runs from base 966 to 2648 and encodes 560 amino acids.
UAUCUGUUAGACCUCUAUAUUUAGUUUCCUCACUUCUAAAGAUCUACACCUGAUCGAUAGUCACAAGACCAUGUAGAAAGAGGAAGGGAGUACCUAUGUACCAAAAGAACAGGGAAAAGUGGUGUUAGGUGGGGAAACCCCACAGAUGUCUAUCACUCAGGACAUUCAAACAACUGCCUUUUUAUAUGCCAAAUUUUAAAAAUACUUCCAGCUAACAUAAUUUGGCUUUCCCAGUAUAAAGGGGACUAAUUCAUGGUAAUACCCCGCUAAUGCAUGUCACUUUUCUAAAUCUAGACAUUCUGAAUAUUGUCAGUUCUUUUUCCCAUUACUGUUAUAGUCACUAAAUUAUAGACUAAGUAAAAAAUUGUCUACUAAUAAUAUGCUCUAUAUAUGUAGUAGGAGGAGAGGGAAAAUGAAAAAGAAGAGAAUUUUUUAAGAAUUAGUUGACAUAGAGAACAAAUAUAGUGUCUAAACUCCUUACUUGUGCAUUUUGACCAUGCAGGCAUAAUUUGCACAUGAUGAUAGAGUGCUUCUGGACACACCCUGCUUUGUGGCUUAGAAAAUCAGUGCAAUCUUAAGGACUGUCAUAGGCACUUCCAUUUUAAACAACUUAGAUCUAUUGGACCAUGUAAGAGAGUGGCAGAGUACUGCAGCAUGAAACAGCUUAUGCCGUGAUUCUUGCUUUAGUGUCUAUUGCCAGGCCAAUGGGUAGAAGCAAAUAAAUGGUCUAAUACUUGUAUAAUAUACAGUGUCUUCAGAAUCCUAACUAUAUCAGCCAACCAUUUUCCCUCGUUUUUUUUUUUUUUUUGUAGGUAUAGGACUCAGACUCCAACUUACCAUCUGCUGCUUUUGCUCAUUGGCUAGCACUUUACCAACUGAGCCAGGCCUCCAACCCCAGAAUUUUGCCUCUUAACAGAUAUAAGUGCUUGGCAGGCCUCUAUGACAGGAUAUUACCUUUUCCCAAGAUGGCUCAAGAUUCCAUGUUUGCUUCUGAAUGUCAAUUUUGGCUGAAGAAGCUUUCUAUGUGGGAACAGGCCUCCUCUACUCCAGAAACUCAUCGAGAUACCUGUUUUCACCUGCCUCAGUUCCAGGAGUUCCUGAAGCAAAUGUAUAACUCUUUGAAAGAGAUGGACUUUAAUAUAAUCAUUGAAAGAUACCCCACAAUUGGUCACCUGUUGUCUAAAACUUGCCGGAAUCCUUUUAUCUUAGCAUAUGAUGAAAGCCAAAAAUGUCUAAUAUGGUGCCUAUGUUGUCUGAUUAAAAAAGAGCCACAGAAUUCUGGAGAAUCAGAACUUAACUUCUGGAUACGGGGUUUGUUAUCUCACAUACUUUCAGCAUUCAGACUUGAUACAAAAGAAGUUGAUUUUUUAACUAAAAGUCUCGGAUACGGUCCUGUAGAUUACUAUCCUGGCUUGCUUAAAAAUAUGGUUUUAUCAUUAGUGUGUGAACUCAGAGAGAAUCAUCUUAAUGGAUUUAACACUCAAAGUCGAAUGGCUCCUGACCGAAUAACAUCUCUGUCACAAGUUUGUGUCCCACUUGUUACUCUGCCUGAAUUUGAACCCCUGGUGGAGGCGCUGCUCACUUACCAUGGACAUGAACCUCAGGAAAUCCUCUGGCCUGAGUUCUUUGAAGCUGUAAAUGAGGCCUUUUUGCAGAGGAAGAUUUCACUCCCCGUGUCAGCUGUAAUCACUCUCUGGCUUCGGCACCUUCCCAGCCUUGAAAAAGCAAUGCUGCAUCUUAUUGAAAAGCUAAUCUCCAGUGAGAGAAAUUGUCUGAGAAAGAUGGAAUGCUGUAUAAAAGACUCAUGGCUGCCUCAAGCAGCUUGUCACCCUGCCAUAUUCAGAAUUGUUGAUGAAAUGUUCAGGUGCGCACUCCUGGAAACUGAUGGAGCCCCAGAAGUAGUAACGUCUCUGCAAGUGUUCACAAGAUGCUUUGUAGAAACGCUAGAGAAAGAAAACAGAGAGCUGAAGUUUGCUCUGAGGACCUACUUUCCCUAUGCUGCUCCAUCUCUCACUACCAUGCUAUUGCAGCACCCUGAAGCUAUUCCACCAGAACACCAGCUUCAGCCUCUGCAGCACAUUUCUGAAUUGCUCAGAGAAGCAGUUGAAGACCAGCUUUGUGGGUCCCAAGGUUCUCCCUUUGAGAGCUGGUUUUUGCUCGCUCACUUUGGAGGAUGGACUGACAUGGCAGCUCAGCAGUUACUGAGGUUGGAAAUUGACCCUCCUGCAGCCCUGCUGUGGCUCUUGGCAUUCUACUAUAGCCCCCAGGAUGGGAGGCAGCAGAGGGCACAGACCAUGAUAGAGCUGAAGGCUGUGCUGGACCACCUCCUGACGCUGCUCACAAGUGCCCCACUCUCAGCCAUGGAGCUCCAGCUGGCCUCUGUCCAGAGCACCAAUGAAGACUCCAGGCCACUGGCCUGUGGACAGCUGGUCAGACGCCUUAUCCUGAACUUCCUGCUCUGGGCUCCAGAAUGCCAUGCAGUUGCCCAGGAAGCUGUCACCCUUAUGGCGCACAAUGAUGAGAUAACUCGUGAGAUCAUUGGCUUUCUUCACCAGACCGUGUUCAGAUGGGAGCAUCUUGGCCAUGAAGCCCCCAGGUCAGGAAAGCUAGCCAGAGAGCUCCUCCAGCACCUGCAAGCUCAGGUGUAGCAAGGAGCACCAGCUGCGCGGGCAGGCAGUGCAAGGCAGUGGGCGUGCCAAGGCCAGGGACAGCGGCUGGGGCACUGGAUGGCCACCGUAGCUGGAGUGAGGCCUGUGAACUGUGAGUAUGAGGCACACAUGCAUUGGAAUAUUCUGGUUGUACAUGCAUGACAGAAAGAGAGGUCUGUAUCUCAACCCACUAAGCCAGAUCCAGUCACUGAGCUCUUGAACCAAGAAAUUGGUCUUGAAGUAUUGGACAGUUUAGAGAAUAACUUAGCCUAUGCCCACAGAUUGUCGUUCAGAAGGGAGGGGUCUGCGAUGAAGGCACAUCAUCUUGGUUCCCUAAGAAAUUCAUCCCCCGAGUUUCCCUCAGGUUGGAGAGAGCAAUGGCAAGUGGUGCUGGCCACCAGCAAGGCCCUGCUGAGGAGAACAGCAGCUUUCAGUGAACACCCAGGCCCAGGGCUUGAGGCUUUCUUCACUGCCACCACAGUACACUUGCUGCCACGGACAUGGACGACGCCAGGGCAGUGACAGACGCACAAGCAGCAGGGUGGACUGGUUGGGUUGUUCAUGAAGCGGGACUGGGAACUAGAAAUUCUUAAACAGGAAUCUGUCAUCCCAUGAUUAUUAUUCAUUUCAUAUCAGGUUUUUUUUUUCAGGCUCAUUCUUAUAUUGAGCAAAUAUUCAUUUGUUUGAUUGUCAUGUGACUAAGACCUUUUUAUGUUCAUUCUGAUUCAUGUAUUGGGAGUCUUGAACUCUUGGCUCCUGUUUGAAGUAUGAAUAUGGUUUAUGGGAUUAGAAGUUAACCUUUGGGAGAAUUACUAAUUUUGCUGGAUGGCAAUGCUAAUAGAUCUACCUGAUGAUCUGGAACAUUCCAAGAACUUUUGACCCAAGCCUCUUUUCUGAGAAGCAUAGGCUUCAGGUAUGCUGUUGGGAUGCUCUGGUCACAGCUGCCUCGGUCACUGCUUUCUCAGGAAUGUGCCUCAGCAGAAUGCUCUGUACUUGGAGAAAGGUCACUUGCUUCACCUGGAGCUGAGGUGGUUUCUUUCCCUAUGUCAGGUUUGAACAAGAAUCUGUGGCUCCUCCAUGGAAUCUGAACAACCUCUGAGGCCAUAAGAGAAGAGAGGCUCCAUUUGGGAGCAGCAAGGAUUCCCAAAAAGUGGAGGCACCAGGAAUUGCAUCUCCCAGGGCAAACCCAGGGGCCUGGCAGUGUGCUGAUAGUGGAGUUCUCCAGCCCACCCUUCCUCCUCCUCGCUUUUUUCAUAGCAAACAGUAAAUGCGAGACAGUUGUCAAACUCGGAACAGCUGUCUUCCAUUCUUCGGGAGCCGGCAGGGUGUUACCUCAUCCUGAUGCAGCCUGGGGCUCCUGGCUUGUAUGAACUCCCACUGUCUACAAAGAUGUGGGUCUGGAGCAGCGGGUCCUGGCUUGUCUACCAAUUCUUUUCCCCUUCCCCUUCCCCAUCCUGCCUUGAAGAAAGUGCCAAGGAGGAGAAAGUGCUCAGCGGUUAGGGAAAGGCAAGCCACACAGGGUACAGCAGCACCUCCGGAGGCCCUGGGCCUCUGUGUGUAGGCCCAGCGAGCCGCAUGCCGGUGAAGGUCCCUGUCCCUCUCACCACUGUGGCGAGAACGUGCUGGGGGAACGUGACAAGACAUACUGUCCCCUUAAGGAGGCAGAGACCUGCUCCUAGCCAGCUCACACCCAGCCAUGCCGCAGAGCAUUACUUAAUAAACGCUCCCUUAUCUUCCAGUUGCCUUAGAUUUCUAGAAAAGUACGGACAGUUGAGUUCUUGCAGUUUUUUGCAAGAAGUUCAAGUAAGUAGAAGCAAACAGUACAGAACCCGGGGAGGCUUCCCAGCUCCACUCCUUGUCGACUUCCCAGAAUGAGGUUGUCCACACACAUGAGCAGAUGAGCCAGGACACGCUUAGCUUCAGCUCCCACAAUGUCCGCCUCCUUCAGUGAGGGACACGCUUGGCCUCAGUUGCAGAAAGCCAGCUCAGGAGGCCGCUUAGCAAAGAGAUAGCCUCCCUGGCUUUCUUUUGGCAUUGCAGGAGCCUUCCAUGCCUGUGCCCUCCUGGCAGCCUCCAUUGAAAAGGACAGAUGGCCAGCUCUCCCCGCCUGCCCUCCUGCCACUGACUCGUCCUCCUUCACUGACAGACUGUGCAGGAGGAAGUGUGGGAGGAAUUUGUUCUAUUUUUUUCAUUGUACGUAUAGAGUCAGGUUAUACCUAAUUUCAUAUUUAACCAAUACUUUCUCUCAAAAACACCCAUAAAGACUUCCCUCUGCCUCCUAAGUAUAGAAGUUCCAUGUGUCACAAACGCUAGACCUGCCCUGGAAAAGAUCAGCUAUGGCUCUCCUGUGGCCAAGCACACGAGGAAGGCAGCUGAGGGGCCGGGGUGCCCCCUUGCCCAGUCCUGCCUGACGUGUGCAGCCUGUGCCUUGCUCUCCACCCACAUCAUCCUGGCGCGCCAGGUGCCAGGGAGAAAUGGGAGUUAGUCAAGGGAACAGGAGCAAACCGUGGAGUAAUGGGCUUGCCAGGGGCGGCGGAGCCGCAGGAGCCCUGGCAGUGAGCCUGGCAAGGAGCCUCCCUCAGUGCCGGACCAGAUGAGCCCGGAUUGGCGCAGUGAGGACAAACCUGAGAACCGACCUCCUUCGAAGGAAUCCCAGAUGAUUCUGCCUUCAGUGGAAGACAGAGGAUGUUGGAUACCGUCACCACCUCACCCCUCCUGGGAUGCAGUAAUGGACAUUGUAUUUUAACAUGGAAUCUUUGGAUAUUGUUUAAAGAAAAAAAAUUGCCAAAGAAACGUUGCUGAAUGAGCAUACAUAGGAACCUAGUAUAUUGGCGAAGGCAUGCCAAUCAGCAUUGGGCAGUGUGGCGGCGACUGAGCUGAUCUUAAGGAAUCGAGUGCCUGGCUUUUCCUUCCCAAGGCUGGCAUCUGGAGGGUGGGUCCUGGGAACACUCUUUCCCCAGGGACGGCCCUGCCAGAACUGCUUGUGAACUGAGGAGGGAGGGAGAUAAGAAGGCUCUGGAAUGAUGGUAUGUUACUUGUAAAAAUAAAAGUUUAUAAAUAGAGCUUUCCUAUUCACAAAACGUAGAAUUCUCUAAUCUUUCACUUAGAACUUGCAGCUCAUGGUUUGGUUUGCAUUCCAACCCUUGCCUCCCCUGCACACUCACAUCCCUGCCUGGGCCACAAGGUCAAGACUCCAAAGGCCACUGCUCAAAGCAGACCCCAGGCCUUCCAAGGGAGUGUGGCGGGGAGAGGGAAGAGGAUGUGCGCCCAAGGCUCCCGCCACCUCACAGACAUGCUUCUGGGUAGCUUUCAGCUCCCCCAGCUUGUACCCCGAGGCUGAAAAGAAUACAUUCUACAUGUCAUGCAAAACCAACAAACCACAGAAAAAAAGACUGAUAAAAGUGGACAGAUACAUAGAGCACUGAAUGAUCAGAAAAUCAAAAUAUACUUGAUAAACUAGGAGAAAGUGUUUGCAGCAUACAUGACAAAGUAAUUUUCUAACUUCUAAACCUCUUCUACAAAUCACUAAGAAAACACCACCAAUCCAAGACAUGCGAAGGAUGGAAACACUGAAUAUAAUUAACAGGACAAAUACAAAUGACUUUUGAGAAACUUUUAAUACCCUUAACUUACGGGAAGUGUGAAUUAGUACAGUUGUGUUUCCAUAUUCAAAUAUUGGCCCUGCCAUGUUUGUGAGUGUGCAAAGAAAUUCUAGAGGCAGGUUGUCAGUGCCAACAUUUUGAAUGUAUAUAUCCUAGAAACAGUAUAAUAACAGAAUUAUGAUAUAGAAUCCAGCAAUGCUACAGUAGCCACAUAGCCAAAGGAUGUAAAGUAGGAACUGCAAGGGGUCGUUAGAUGCCCAUGUUCACAGAAACCAUGUAAAACAGCCAGGUCCUCUGUCCACCAGCUGAUGAACAGAUGAAGUAUAGUAGACAAAUUGCAUGGAUAUUAUUCAACCUUAAAAAGAGAAAGAAUCCUGACACUAGCCACAAUGUGGGAGACCUUAUGCUAAGUUAGAUAAGCCAGAUAUGAAAUGACAAUUAGCAAACUUAGAGAGAAAGUGGAAUGAUUGCCAGGGCCACAGGGAACAUGAAUAGGGAGAGAGUGUGUGAUGGAUAGUUUCAGCUUGGGAAGAUGAAAGCAUUCUGGAGAUAGAUGGGGAUGACACUGCACCAUCAUAUGGAUGCACUUAAUGAUAAAUAAUAAAAUGAUAAAUUCUACAUUGUCAAUAUUUUUACCACAAGAAAAUACUUGAUUAAAACAUUUUAAAGUGUGUAUGUUUUCACCUUGUAACAAAAACUCGGUUCUUCACACCCCUGCCUUUCUGCUAUAAUGAACAAAUCUAGGUAAGAGUUUCCCCACAGUGCCUACACAUGUAUACAUGCACUAGGUUCUUUACCUGAACAGUGCUUCCAUGACCCAAGGACCAGAAGCGACUCGUUUCAUCAAUGGAGUUCUGGCUAGAUGAAUUUGUGAAAGUGGGGAGAGAAGCAUGCACCUUCAUGCUUGAGGCAGGUCCUGUCCCCAGGAUUUCCCUUGAAUCAACUCUAAUACAGUCAAUUAUGCACUGCUUACAGACAAGUGGAGCACACAGGAGGACAAAAAACUUUCCCACAGUUGAAUCUCAUGGAAUGCUGCAACCAUCAAGUUUCAAGUAUUUGGGUAAUGGUGCCAUUGACAUAGAGAAGCAAAAUUAGAUGGAUGUGCAAAUCUUUCUACAUGCCACUGUUGCAUGGAGAAAUCAAAGUGCAGACCUUUGUGUAUCCCCUUACCCAUGGGCUCAGCAUUCAAAGAUUAAAUGGGAUCAAAAAUACUUGGGAAAAAAUGGUGUCUACCGAACCUGUACAUGUGUUUUUCUUAUGAUCACUUCCUAAAGCAAAUGUGACCAGUUUCCACAGUGUUUACAUCUUACGGGCAUUCCAAAUGAUCUAGGUAGGGGUGAUGUGUAGGUUGUAUGCAAGGACCAUGCCGUCUUAU